AUGAGGGGCAACCCUGGCAAAGCCCGCAGACGGGUGCUCUUAAAAAACCUUAAUUUGUGUAUUCUCAACACAAUUUCACAGCAUUACUCCUCGGACUCUGAAAUCUUGGACGAUGGCCGCAACGCAUACCCGGGCACCAAUCAAGCCUCCCUUGCUGGCCCAGCACGGGUUCGCCGCUCAAGCAUUCGCCGCAGAGUCGCCGCACCUGACUACACUCCACCGCUGAGGAAUGCAAUGGCGCCGGCAGCCGCGGGAGGGCCCACCCGUCCUGCGCCUGCCCAGGUUUCUCUCCGAGGCUUCCCUCAUCUUCAGCAGAGGGCUCUCUCGAUCUCAACCGCCCGUUAUCAGGACUUCAAAGUCGUUCAGCCGACACUCAGUACACCAAGUGAAAUCGCCAGGAAGAUCAGUGCUUCAGUCUUACCCAAGAUCGAUAAGCCUGAUGUUAAGAAUACCAAAUUCAUCGACGGAGCACAGGAAAUAGAUGUCGAUGCCGUUGCUCACAAGGGCGAGUUGAUCGUUCAUGUCAUCUCUGAACACGUAGAAAAUGCCGAAGUCCACUCUGGGGAUGCCCCACUGGUUUUACCCCCCUUCAAGGAAAUGGUGCGAUUAAAGGAGAUUUCUCAGAAAGUUGCCAAAGCCCUAAACAUAUUCGGACCCUUCAACAUGCAAAUUAUCAGGCAAGAAUCCGAACAGCCCGAUGGUGAAAGCCGAUUGAAAGUAAUCGAAUGCAACUUGCGAGCUUCGAGGUCUUUCCCAUUCGUCAGUAAAGUACUGGGUGCCAAUUUCAUCGACAUUGCGACGGCUGCCAUCUUGGGAGAACAAGUACCGAAGCCAAUGGAUUUGAUGGCCGAAAAGCGAGACUAUUGUGCCAUCAAGGUACCUCAGUUCCCCUGGACUCGUUUAGCAGUAGCCGAUCCAUUCUUGGGUGUUGAAAUGGCCUCGACCGGAGAAGUUGCAUCCUUUGGCCAGGAUGUACACGAGGCAUACUGGGCCUCACUUCUAUCGACCAACGGCUUCAAGCUGCCCAAGCAGAACUCUGGGAUUUUGAUUGGAGGUGAUACCACUCAACCCGAGCUGAAGUACUGCGCAGAAAUGUUAUCGAAACUCGGUUUCAAGCUGUAUUGUUCAUCGCCCGAAGUUGAAUCGUUUUCCGAAUCGCUCAAGGCUCAAGAUCCCAUCGGAACAUCGAUCAUUCCUGUCAAACGGAUCGAAUUCCCCAAGCAGGAUAAGAGAAACUUGCGUGAGGUGUUUGAAGAACAUGAGAUUCAAUGUGUCAUCAACCUCGCCAAACAAAGAGGACGAGAUGUCCUGGAUGAAGAUUAUGUGGCUCGUCGAAACUCAGUCGAUUUCGCCCUGGCAAGGAAAAUGCUGCAAGACGGAUUGGAACCCUACACUGAAGGAAAGAUCCCCUCCGAAGUCCGCAGUUGGAGUGAAAUCUUGCAACCAGUCGUCAGGAACGGCCAGAUUGCCAUCUGUCCGAUCAGGAUUGCCAUGCGCACCUGCCCUUCCCGCCCUCCCCACCCUAUCUCUUGCCGUCGACCGUGCCCCCCAAUACGAAAUUUCAGUACGAUGCACCCUUCUUUCGAGGCCAACAUCCCAGGUGAUUCGGCUUUAGCGAGCCUUAUCGAUCUUUUUACAGAAAACAACAAGCCACACGCCACCAGUCUCGUCGCAUUGGCUGAAGCCCUAUUGGCCUCCGAGAGGCAGAGAAACCAGCAGAUGCAGGGGACUCUGGACGCGAAUGAGAAACUGUUGACCGCAGAGAGCAAACUGGCGAAUGAAAGAAAGGCAUGGGCCAAUACGGAAAUCCUGAGAUUGACCUCUCGCUUGAACCCCCGAGCAGCAUUUGAGACUUAUGAGGACUACUAUCUGGUCAAAAGUAAAGGCUCAUGUCGAGAAGUUCGGUGGAGAAAUUAUCUGAAAAAUAAUAUCGAUGUCACCAAGCUACUCAAGCAAAAUCUUAAAGGCAAGGCUGACUUGCCAAUGCUGGCGAGCGAAUCCUACAAGCAGUUAUCCCAAAAGGUUCACACAUUUGAUUCUCAGCAAGAUGUGAUUAUACCUAAAUCACUUCCACGGGAGAUUCAAGUGUUCUUAUUCAAUCUGUUCACAAUUUUACCAGCCCAUGUAAAGUACGAAAAAUUAGUUGAUUAG
This is a messenger RNA of Puccinia triticina, 2151 nucleotides long. RefSeq lists its product as uncharacterized. The record is from RefSeq and is a predicted model, not a curated record. Gene Ontology annotation, molecular function: aspartate carbamoyltransferase activity; metal ion binding; dihydroorotase activity. Lineage: Eukaryota; Fungi; Basidiomycota; Pucciniomycetes; Pucciniales; Pucciniaceae. The transcript has 7 exons. Gene Ontology annotation, cellular component: cytoplasm; cytosol. Gene Ontology annotation, biological process: UTP biosynthetic process; 'de novo' pyrimidine nucleobase biosynthetic process; L-citrulline biosynthetic process. Bases 1 to 2151 code for a protein of 716 amino acids.